This is a messenger RNA of Drosophila sechellia, 1491 nucleotides long. RefSeq names its product Cellular retinaldehyde binding protein (gene Cralbp). The transcript is spliced from 2 exons. The coding region runs from base 295 to 1269 and encodes 324 amino acids. Gene Ontology annotation, cellular component: membrane. The record is from RefSeq and is a predicted model, not a curated record. Gene Ontology annotation, molecular function: phosphatidylinositol bisphosphate binding. Lineage: Eukaryota; Metazoa; Arthropoda; Insecta; Diptera; Drosophilidae.
ACCUCGCGUUGCUUGGACGUACAUACAUUUCGAUCGGCGCGUCGUCUCUCGAAGAUCGUCCGUCUGGCACAGCUAAAUCCCAACGAGGUGCUCACAUACAAGUCGUGGUCGGAGAACCCGUAUCAAGGAUUACGAAACGGGCGUCUGGCAUUGCUCAUACGCAGCGUGUGACGUGCUCGAAAACAACGAUCAAAGGAAUCGAAAAAAGGAGUUGACCGCAGUCCAUGCCAAUCGCGUGAUCACAGAGCAGCCGCAACGAACCGCAGAUCUUCCAGCGAAAAAGGAGAGCAGAAUAUGGUGCAGGAUCAGGGGGAGACGACAGCCCUGCCGGAGGCACUGCUGAAGAUUGCCAAGCGGGAGCUGCGCGAGGAUCGAUGCACGCGGGAGCAGUCGCUGGAGCAGCUGCGCAACUGGGUGGCCAAGAACGAGGAUCUGCAGAAUGUGCGAUGCGACGAUACCUUCCUGCUGCGCUUCCUGCGCGCCAAGAAGUUCAGUGUGCCGAUGGCCGAGCAGACGCUGCUCAAGUACUUGAACAUCAGGAGGACGUUCCCGCACAUGAGCACCAAGCUGGACUAUCUGGAGCCGCGACUCGGCGACCUCAUCGAUCAGGGAUACAUAUUUGCGGUGCCACAGCGGGACAAGCACGGUCGCCGCGUGGUGGUCAUCAAUGCCAAGGGGUUAAAUCCGAAGAUCCACACCAGCUGCGACCAGGCCAAGGCGCAUUUCCUCACCUACGAGUGCCUGAUGGAGGAUCAGGAGACGCAGAUCACUGGGCUAUCGCAUGUGGGCGACUUCUCCGGCGUGACCACGGCGCAUGUGACCAACUGGAAUCCCACGGAGUUUGCCCGCAUCUUCAAGUGGGGUGAGCAAUCGCUGCCCAUGCGUCACAAGGAGAUCCACCUGAUCAAUGUGCCAUCCACACUCAAGUGGCUCAUUGAUUUCGUGAAGAACCGCGUCAGUUCCAAGAUGAAGAACCGCCUGAUCAUCUACGGCAGCGAGAAUGAGCUGAUGAAGAGAGUGGACCAGGGCUGUCUGCCGCUGGAAAUGGGUGGCAAGGUGCCCAUGCGCGAGAUGAUCGAGCUGUGGAAGCAGGAGCUGGCGAGCAAGCGCGACCUGAUCCUCGGCCUGGACAAGAGCAUACUGCUCUCCGAUCGCGGCAUCCAGCGGCGCAGCAGCUUCAAUGCCGAAAAGGCCUCCACCGGCGGACCCAACUUCGUUUCACAAAUCGAGUCCAUCGAGGGUAGCUUUCGGAAACUGGAGUUCGACUAGCCGAUCGCCAGUUGUAGUUUAAGUUUAUAGUCCUUAGUCUUAGGCAACAUCCAAUUAAUUAACCCAAUGCGCAACGCUUCGCCGGUCCCCCGAUCCUGGCCAGCGCCCGAUCCUGGGGAUCCCUGAUUCGCUUAUCGGUGGCAACCGCUUUACUCAUCCUGCGCUUCUUUGUAUACUGUUUGUGUUUGGCGUACAAUAAACGAGAGGAAUAAUUUGAAAUGA